AUGCUCGAGUAUGCUUUAUGUUGGUAUUUGGGCGAGAAGCAGAAACUUUGGGGUGCUGCUGCACAGGUUUUGGGACUGCUGAUUGAGGUAUUGGGGAAAGGAUUUUAUAGACAUGUCAAUAGUAUCUUACCAGUGGCUCAUCGCAUCUUACAGUCUUCUAUAGAGUGUUGUCUUUGCCGUUUGCGGGGUCCAUUCUGUGAUGGGAAAAUUGCACCUGUAGAUCCUUCUGCAUUCUGGUCUUCUCUUGAGCAGCAUGAGAAAGACCGGUUCCUUAAAGCUUUUGACUUGCUUGAUUCAAAGAAGGGAAGGAGCUUGUUCUUACCUCAGACAUCUCCUGUACAUGAACAAAACAACCAGCAGAGUACAGGUAGUAUCCAACAUGUUCUCGUCUCAGCAGUGCUCAGGAAAAUGGGAAAAAUUGCCCUUCAAAUGGAGACUUACCAGAUGGGAAUAGUCUUCAACAGUUUUAAAAGUAUAAUGUCACAGAUUAGUCAGGAUGACUGUCUGCAUUAUGCGUCUGAAGUCUUGCUACCUCUGUAUAAAGUCUGUGGAGGACUUGCUGGCAAAGUGAUCCCUGAUAAUAUGAAGCAGUUAGCGGAAGAGAGCCUUGAGAAAAUGCAGACCAUUUUGGGGACUCAAAACUUUGUGCAGGUGUACAACCUUAUCGGGAAGAAGCUAAAAGCAAAGAGAGAUAAGAAGAAACAAGAGGAGAAGAUCAUGGCUGUCAUCAACCCGAUGCGAAAUGCCAAGCGCAAGAUGAGAAUUUCUGCCAAGAAUCGUGCCAAUAAAAAGAGAAAGAUUAUGACUUUGAAAAUGGCCAGAUGGAUGCAUUAGUUUAUUUCAACUUCAAGGUUAGUAUUCUUUUGCAGGUCAUGUGCAGCUCCCAGUCUUAGGAUAGUACUAGUUGCGCAUUAAAGCAACAGCCUUUUUGUUUCGGAAUAAUUCUUACGAUCCUUCUAUUGUAUAUUCUAUUAUUGAGUUUCGGAUGCUUGGCCCGCUAUAUACCAUUGCGUCUAUUCAUGUAACCUCAUGCCCUGAGCAUUUCAUCAAAUAUGAAAUGAAAUUUCUCUUCUUGAUUUUUUGAAAA
Molecule: messenger RNA, 1087 nt
Organism: Neltuma alba
Lineage: Eukaryota; Viridiplantae; Streptophyta; Magnoliopsida; Fabales; Fabaceae
Exons: 5
Coding region: 1-834 (277 amino acids)
Cellular component (GO): nucleolus; small-subunit processome; 90S preribosome
Source: RefSeq, a predicted model, not a curated record